This is a messenger RNA of Penaeus vannamei (Pacific white shrimp), 1181 nucleotides long. The record is from RefSeq and is a predicted model, not a curated record. Lineage: Eukaryota; Metazoa; Arthropoda; Malacostraca; Decapoda; Penaeidae.
AGGGCGGUUUCAGAAACUGGACGGUUUUCAGGAGCUGGGCUAUCAGGAACUGGUGUAGAGCAGUUUUCAGGAGCAGGGCAAUUAGGUUCUGGUUCAGGGCACUUCUCUGGAGCUGGCCAGUCAGGUUCUAGGUCAGGACAGGUCUCAGAGGCUGGACGGUUUUCAGGAGCUGGACUAUCAGGAACUGAUAGAGGACACUUCUCUGGAGCUGGCCAAUCAGGUUCUAGUUCAGGACAGUUCUCAGAAGCUGGACGGUUUUCAGGAGCUGGGUUAUCAGGAACUGGUGUAGAACAGUUUUCAGGAGCUGGGGAAUUAGGUUCUGGUUCAGGGCACUUCACAGGAGCUGGCCAAUCAGGUUCUAGUUCAGGACAGUUCUCAGAAGCUGGACGGUUUUCAGGAGCUGGACUAUCAGGAACUGGUAUAGAUCAGUUCUCAGGUUCUAGUUCAGGACACUAUUCAGAAACUGGCCAAUCAGAUUCUGGUUCAGGACAGUUUUCAAGACCUGUACAAUCAGUAUCUGGUACAGGGCAGUUCUUAGGAACUGGACAAUCAGGCUCUGGUUUAGGGCAGUUCUCAGAACCUAGACAGUUUUCAGGAGCUGGGCAAUCAGGUUCGGGUACAGGGCAGUUCUUAGGAACUGAACAAUCAGAACAGUUCCCUGGUGAUGGUAAACCAGACCCAGGUUCAGGGCAGUUCUUAGGAGCUGGCCAAUCCAGCGCUAGCCAAGGACCUCUCCUAGAAGCUGGGCACCGUGGCUCUGGUUCAGGUGGACAGACAAACCCUGGUUCAAUACAGCUUUCAGGAGCAGGGCAAACCGGCUAUGACUCUGAUCAUAUUCCAAGAGCUGACCAAACCGGUCUUGGUACAGGACAGUUCACUGGUGCUGGUCAUUCAGGCUCUGGUGCAGUGCAGUCCCCAGGAACUAGGCAGUCAAGCUCUGCAUCUACACAGUUCUCGGGAGUGGGCUUAACUAGUGGUCCCCAGUCUGGCCAAACCUCUGCUUACGACCAAACUAUCCCUGGAACUGGACAUUUACGCUUUGACGAAGGGCAGCUCUCGGGUGCUGAUAAAUCUGGCUCUGACUCAGAACACUUGUCAAUCGGUGUUCCUCAGCAGUCUGUCAACACUGAAUACGGUUAUCCAUGAGUGCAUAGUAGAAUAAAGCUAUAAUUUAGUUUAAA